Messenger RNA from Syngnathus acus (greater pipefish), 1806 nucleotides. Its product is annotated as E3 ubiquitin-protein ligase MARCHF2-like. Gene Ontology annotation, molecular function: zinc ion binding; ubiquitin-protein transferase activity. The transcript is spliced from 5 exons. The record is from RefSeq and is a predicted model, not a curated record. Gene Ontology annotation, biological process: protein ubiquitination. Bases 374 to 1120 code for a protein of 248 amino acids. NCBI's taxonomy places the organism in Eukaryota, Metazoa, Chordata, Actinopteri, Syngnathiformes, Syngnathidae.
CGCUCUUCCACAGCUGAGGAUGCUCAGGCUUGCCCGAUGCUAGCCCGUUAGCUUGGCUAGCGUUGUCUGGUAAUGCAGGGAGAGACCUCCGCUUUUAUUUACACCUUUUAAACGAUACCCUUCUUGGGGAAAACACUCAACAAACAAUGGCGGCGUCACAGUGUGUGUGCUCGGCUUUCACAUUCUCUAUCAGUAACCGCUUUUGGUUCGAUGUCAAUGUCAUAUUUUGCAGCUAGAGCUGACCAGUUAGCUUUCCGUCGUCUGCUGUUUUGCUUUACCACAGAAGCCAAGGCCGAACGACAAAGGGGAAGGCUGUAGGGUGGAGAACCGGGGUUUGGACCGUCUCGCUUGUGCUGUCAAUCCCAGUUCAGCCAUGUCUUCAUCAGGAUGCUGCCACCUACCUGGCUCUCUAUGUGAUUACUCGGGGAAUGCCGAAUCCGACUCCUUCAAGGAUUCUGAAGAGUCGGAUUCCACUGCACAGGCCCAGUACAUUGCCAAGGUUACGGCUAAAGAUGGCCGCCCACUCUCCACUAUUGUUAAAGCUGUGAGCCUGCAAAGUGACGUAGGCAUGUGCCGAAUUUGCCAUGAGGGUGGUGGAGGGGAGACCCUGCUCUCGCCGUGCGAAUGCACCGGCACACUUGGGAAAGUGCACAAGAGCUGCUUGGAGAAGUGGCUGUCGUCCUCCAACACCAGCUACUGUGAAUUGUGCCAUACAGAGUUCACCAUUGAGCGGAGGCCACAACCCCUCACACAGUGGCUGAAGGACCCAGGCCCCCGCAGCGAGAAGCGGACUCUCUUAUGCGACAUGGCCUGCUUUCUGCUCAUAACACCGCUGGCAGCUAUCUCGGGCUGGCUGUGUCUGAGGGGUGCCCAAGACCACCUGCAGCUCAAGAGCAGACUCGAGGCUAUUGGCCUAAUCGCACUCACCAUCGCCCUCUUCACCAUCUACAUCCUCUGGACACUGGUUUCAUUUCGAUACCAUUGUCAGCUGUACUCUGAGUGGAGGAGGACCAAUCAGAAAGUGCGUCUCCUUAUGCCUGACAUGAAAGGCGCACUCACCACCCAAAGUUCUAUGACGACCAAGUCGACAAAGAAAAUGACUGAUGAGACCAUCGUAUGAGUGCAGCCCGGCGCCAAGGGGAAUAUUUAAAAUGACGCCAGCCCAAGCACUCGGAAAAAAAAUCCCACCCAAAAUCAAGAUAAUGAACCUUUGCACUUCAUCUGGACCAUCCUGAAAGUGGGAGGGACUACUUUCUCCCACUUUUGUCUUUGUAUCGAAGCACUUGAUGUAAACUACAGUAUUGGCGAGCCACAAAUGUGGUUUGAGGAUGGUACCAGAGUCACCAUUGACGUCUUGUCCGGACCGCCGGUGCUGAGAUGUCGACGUCAGAAAUACAGAAAUGAAGAUGGACUAACCAGCCUGGCCUUAAGUCUCGGACAAAGGUAUCAAAUACUAAGACACGAGCUAAUGUAGCAGGAUAUAACAACAGCAUGCUACGACAGUAUAUGAAACAUAGUCACUACCUAUAAUUCCCCACAUGCACCUUCACAAUGUUGUAUUUACCUGUUUUUGAAAGAGGGGCAACCUUUAGCUUGGCAAUUAAUGCUACCAACCUGACACUGCAGUUGGCACAAUUCUUCACAGCGUGCUGAGUUCUAAACUGUUAGUCGAUAAUAUAUGCCCUGUAUUAGACGUUUGCGGAAUGGGUGGAAGGGUCCGUCUCGCGAAUUGUAUUUUUACUCCCCAGUUGAACCUUAAUGUGUUCCAGUUACAGUAUGUGUUGAUUCUUGCUAUGUGUUAAAAAA